This is a messenger RNA of Micromonas pusilla CCMP1545, 762 nucleotides long. RefSeq lists its product as uncharacterized. NCBI's taxonomy places the organism in Eukaryota, Viridiplantae, Chlorophyta, Mamiellophyceae, Mamiellales, Mamiellaceae. Gene Ontology annotation, biological process: transmembrane transport; monoatomic ion transport. Bases 1 to 762 code for a protein of 253 amino acids. The transcript has a single exon. Gene Ontology annotation, molecular function: monoatomic ion channel activity. Gene Ontology annotation, cellular component: membrane. The record is from RefSeq and is a predicted model, not a curated record.
AUGGAGACGCUCUACGUGCCGGCGUGGAAGCAACGCAUCUUACGGUUCCUCGACGGGACGCGGUGCACGCUGUUCAUGACGCUCGUCACGCUGUGGGCGCUGUUCGGGGACGACGUGCGGUUGAUGGCGUUUCACGCGGGGGACGACCCGAUGUUCGUCGGGCUCGUGUACGUUUGCCUCGCGUUGUUCUCCGCGGAGAUGUGUUUGAUGUGCCUCGCGAAGAGAGGAUACGUCGGGACGUUUUACUUUUGGCUCGAUCUCAUCGCGACGUUGUCGCUGUUGAUGGACGUUCCCGAGUUCAUGGCGCUGAUCGACAUGGCGCCGUGCGCGAUCGAGUCCGACGCGUGGGCGCACGGGUUGCGCGGGCACGACGAGGGCGGCGGCACGGAAGCCACCGCGGACAGCGCGGUGGCGCGCGCGGGGCGGGCGUCGCGAGCGGGGACGCGCGCGGGACGCAUCGUGCGACUCGUGCGACUCGUGAGAAUCGUGAAGCUGUACAAGACGUGGCAGACGCGUCGACGGAACAGCAAGGACGUCGUCGCGGGGAGUUUGGCGCGGGCGGCGGCGGCGCCGGCGACGGCGGCGACGCCGCCGGCGACGCCGAAGGACAAAGACGGCGCGGCGUCGCUCGACGCGAAGAAAAUCGGCGACGCCCCGCGCGCGUCCGACGAAGACGUCGACGAAGAGUUCGCGACGCCUGAGGUGCGUUCUAUACACUGGUCCCCAUACGACCGCGUCGGCGUGGUGAACGCCGAUCCUUAA